Messenger RNA from Gastrolobium bilobum, 747 nucleotides. RefSeq lists its product as uncharacterized. The coding region runs from base 49 to 528 and encodes 159 amino acids. NCBI's taxonomy places the organism in Eukaryota, Viridiplantae, Streptophyta, Magnoliopsida, Fabales, Fabaceae. The transcript has a single exon. The record is from RefSeq and is a predicted model, not a curated record.
CUAACAUCUUGCCUACCAAGCAAACCACAACCACUAAAAGAAAAAGCCAUGGGGAAUUGCUUGGUGCUGCAAGAAAACAUCGUCAAGAUCAUGAAAACCGACGGGAAAAUUCUUGAAUACAAAACACCCAUCAAAGUGGAACAGAUUUUGAUAGAGUUUUCUGGCCAUGCAGUAUCUGAGUCACUACCAGUCCUUGAUCAGCAUCUUCACCCAAACACCAAAUUGCUCAGUGGCCACUUAUACUACCUAGUACCUCUGCCACAACCGUCACCAAAAGCUUGGAAGAAGGUGAGGUUCGCGAAUCCAGAAGUCCAAGGUGUACAGAAAAGUAACGUGGUUAGGAUUAAGCUGGUUAUCAGUAAGCAAGAACUGCAGGAUAUGCUGCAGAAUGGAGGGUUUUCAGUUGACAAGAUGUUAUCUCUAGUUCACGGUGAAAAGGGUAUCGAUGGUGAAGAUUUGUCUCAAAAAAGUGACGAUGUCUCUCAAGGGUGGAAACCAGUAUUAGAAAGCAUACCCGAAGUUAACUAGCAAUAUAUAUUCUAAGUUUCAGUAAUGCUUUUUUUGUCACUUCUUAUAAUUUUCCUUCUUUUUCUAACAUGCCGUGUAACAAGAGAUAUAUAUGUAUAGGCAAAAAAAAAAAAAAAAACUAUAUACACUCUUCAGCUUCAGCAUCAUCUCCUCGAGGCUAAGUUUGUAUACUCAUUGAAUCUGACCAAAUUACGUCUGCAAGUCUGCAACUGCAAGUAA